UGGCACUGAGCCCUGGGCAUGCUGAGGGCAUGGAGAAGGCUUCCCCAUGGUCUCCCACAAGUGUUGGGCUGCAGAGCCCUCCUGGUGGGCUCCAGCCAGGCUCAGCCAGCCCAGCAAGGGCUGCAGGGAGCCUGGCUCCCAUGGGACACACAGAGGUGGCAGCUUGCCUUGCACACCUGGCCCUGAGUGACACCCACCCCUGGAGGGUCAGUGAUCCUCACAGAGGGGGUAGGAUGGACGAAACGACCCAACAUCACUUUCUCCAUCACUAGCUGUCAUCAGAUUAGGUGUUUUAUGCAUUUUAGCUGUUAAAAUUUUCCCUACAGGAUCCUUCUGCUUUCUCUUCUUCAGAUAGAAAGCGGGGUUUAAAUCAAAGAUGUCUUUUUCCAUGGAAAUUAAAAUAAAGUAGAUUUUGUUUGUAACACCGAGAUGUUCAUUAAAGAAACAAAAGCACAAGGCAUUCACUAGAAAAUGUGAUUUAACUCAUGAAAUUAUUCUGAAAUUUGACCAUUUCAAUGCAAGUGGAGGCAAAGCUGGAGAAAAGAAGAACAAGGGAUCUUCUUGAAGAUGUCAAUGCUGAUAGUUUGAGAAUACUGGCUGAGCAAAAAAUCAGCUUUUGACCUGAAAGAAGGUAAUAUUUCAAGCAAAAUGCUGCUCCUCCUCCCUCAUGACACAUGACACCAGGCACAUCAGCUGUUCCUGAUGAUCUCCCGCUGGUAGCUGCAGUCUGGGUGAGGGACCCGUCCCACGGUGGCCAGCCCUUCUGCUUCCCACAGGGAAUGCUGCCACAGCCUGGCUUUUACCUCCUUGCACCCACCACUGAAAUUGCUCCAGAAGCUGCUUUCCUCCUGCUGCAGCUGCAUGCAGGGAGAUUUUAAUAGGAAACUACAAUGGAAGCAAAAAGGGACUGUUUUAUUUUUAAUGAAGAGAGAGAAGACAUCAGCUCUUCUCCCAGGUCUCCUUUUGCUCAGAGCUCAGUCUCUGGUCCCUCAAAUCUCCAGGAUCCCCAUGUGUUUAUGUUUGCAGUUAGUAGUGCUGCAAAGCACCAGCCUGGCUGCUCUGACUGCAGCCCUCCAGGGUCCCCAGGACACUGUAAAAAGCAGCUUCUUCAGGGUUUGACCUGAACCAAAUGCCAGUUUUGACCUUCCUCCAAACCACUGGACAGAGUACAAAUUUCCAGCUGACUUGUAAAAAAUUAUUCAGAACACCUGAGCUGCCUGCCAGGCUGUAAUUUGCUUCUACAUAGCACCUGCACCUCCUCCUCCCCACGCAAAGCUAUCCCUCCCACCUAAAUUCUCACUCCUUGGGUACAGCUAGCAGGUGUUUCUUCAUCUUUUGCAGCUGGUCAGCUUUUCCUGCUCUCUUUAAAGUGCUGCAGUGAGGCACCAGCAGUGGCAUGAUCACUCUGGGGAGUUGGGGGUGGUUGUGUUUAGGGGCUAAAUGAACUGCUGCAGGAAGCAAAGCUCUUCCCCUCUGGGUUUUAGGAAGGAGCUUUGGGCUCCUGGCCUAACAGGGCAGGAGGGGUGGGCUGGUGCAGGGAUGGGGAGUGUGGGGAAUCAGAGGUCUCUGUGCUCGGUGGUUGUGGACUGCUUCCCAUGCUUCAGGACUCAGCCUCUGGGAGAUGUGCUCCCAGGUAUGUUUGAUGACUUGCUUUCAUAGAACUAUUUUUUUGUGAAGUGCUUCAAGCUUUAGCCACCUGCUGUUUUCUUUAAGUUCUGCAUGUAGCUUUUCUCUAAAAUUUCAAGGAUUGGUUGUCUCCAGCUUGCCCUGAGCCAGGGCUGCUUGGCGGGUUCUUGCUCUGUUUUGCAGUGUCCCUGGGGUGUAGGAAGCAGGAUCUGUGGGAGAAAAUUGGAUAAGCCGGGAGGUCUCCAGAGACUGGCUAAGAAAGAAUCCUGAAAUGCAGAAGUUCUUUAAAGUCUUUCCUAACCUCUUCCUGGACUUGCUGUAGUGUCUCAAUGGGGAUGAAAGUGGAGUUCAGUACUAGCUUGCAGCUAUCUCUUAGAUCUGUAGCAGGGGGAAAACUUGAGCCUUUUUUUCCUCUCCCCAGUAAAAGCACAUGUUUGCAGGAAUCCUCCUUCCCACCUCCCUCCCUGCUCCUCUCUGAGCUGAAACUGGGGCAUCUCCCCCCUAAGCUGUGAGCAGCCCCUGUUUCAAACCUGUGGGCUGCCUUUGGUGCCCUUCCCUCACCCCUGCCCCUCCAAACUCUGAGCUUCCUCCACAGCAUCACCCGCUGUCCCAGCCGCAGCCCUGCCUCUCCAGGCUGGCAGCCAGCCCUUCCCAGAACAGGAGGGGACGAGGGACUCGCUCGGAGGGGUUUGCAAUGUAGGUUAGGCAGGGAAGGCUGCCGAGAGCGGUGACAUCAGGGAGGAGGUGGGAGCAGCCCGCAGAUGACGAGUCUGUGAGGUUGUGUCUCCGUGCAAGGUACGCCUUGCAUUAGUAAUGUGUUUGUAGCAAAUAACGCUGGGCUGGCAUGGGAAUGUGGGUCACCACUGCCAGAACCGUGCGAGGAACAGGGAGCUGCUCGUGCUGUGCUGGGAAGCAAACAACUCAUCAGGCACGGCCGGGAGAGGAUAGAACAAACCAUCAAGGCCUCUGGCUCCAGGCUCUGCUCAUAUGCUGAGCGAGUUGUUUUUUUAAUGGAUCGUUCCCGGAGCCCAGACAAAAGCACCCAGCCUUCAACACCAACUGACAACAUCAACCUUGGACCUUCUGCUAACCCCAAUGCCAAGCCAACAGACUUUGACUUCCUGAAGGUUAUUGGCAAAGGAAGCUUUGGAAAAGUUCUCCUGGCCAAACGCAAGUGUGAUGGGACUUUUUAUGCAGUGAAAGUCUUACACAAGAAAACCAUCCUCAAGAAAAAGGAGCAAAACCACAUCAUGGCAGAACGCAACGUGCUCCUGAAAAAUGUAAAGCACCCCUUCCUUGUGGGACUCCACUACUCCUUCCAGACCUCAGAGAAGCUUUACUUUGUGCUUGACUAUGUAAAUGGAGGAGAGCUCUUCUUCCACUUGCAAAGGGAGCGCUGUUUCCGUGAGCCCCGGGCCCGAUUCUACGCUGCAGAAGUGGCCAGUGCCAUUGGCUACCUGCAUUCCCUAAACAUCAUCUACAGGGACUUAAAGCCUGAGAACAUCCUCCUGGAUUGCCAGGGACACAUAGUAUUGACAGACUUUGGACUCUGCAAAGAAGGAAUGGAGCAAGAGGAGACAACUUCUACCUUUUGUGGCACUCCUGAGUAUCUGGCUCCUGAGGUGCUAAAGAAGCAGCCCUAUGACAGGACAGUAGACUGGUGGUGCCUAGGAGCUGUCCUCUAUGAAAUGCUCUUUGGACUGCCUCCUUUUUACAGCCGGGAUGUGUCUCAGAUGUAUGACAACAUUCUGCACAAGCCACUACAGAUCCAAGGAACCAAGACUGUGGCAGCUUGUGACAUCCUUCAGGGACUUCUCCACAAGGAUCAGAAGAGGAGGCUAGGUGCCAAAACAGACUUUCUUGAGAUAAAGAGCCACGUAUUCUUCAGCCCAAUAAACUGGGAUGAUUUAUAUCACAAGAGGAUUACUCCUCCAUUCAACCCCAAUGUGGCUGGCCCAGCUGAUCUGCGACACUUUGACCCUGAGUUCACCCAGGAAGCCAUCUCUGCCUCCAUCACCCGCACGCCUGACCUAGCAGCCAGCAGCUCCAGUGCCUCAGAUGCAUUUUUAGGAUUUUCAUAUGCACCAACUGAAGAGGACAUUUAAGUUUUACAGAGGCUUUAUCAAGCCGUAUUUUAAAUGAAUGGGUUUUAUGGGUUUUUGUGGGGUUUUUUGGUUUUGGUUGUUUGAUUUUGGUUUUUUUUUCCCUUUUGAGAGGUUUGGUACUGUCUUUUGCUCAUGGUUUAAGGAAAUUGGCACUAACACACUAACUGGCUGGGAUGGAACAGAGCUCUCAAUUUUUGCUGUUUGGUGGAUUUUCUCCCUAAAUGAAUGUUUCCCUCCUAGGGAAGUAGGACACUGACUACGAUUUUCCCUGAGUGUCUUGUGCUACUUGGCAGAAUUGUAUUCACUCUGUGGUUAUAUUUAUGGUUGAGGUAUGUGCCAUCAUUCACAUCAACAGCCAUCAGCCAUGUCCCUGUAACUGGACACAUUUAUUUUCCUUUUUUUGUGGAGCUAUGCUCAGCUAUGCCCAGUGUCUUUCUCAAAGCCCUCAACAGAAAAGGAAACUUCACAUCACCACGAACAGUGGCUUCCUUCCUUUACAUGAAUUCUGUCACUCAAGCUGCUCAUCCUGGGCUGAGUGAAAAACUGUUCAUCAGUCCUUGCUCCAAAGGCAGCUGCAGAUCUGUAAGUCCUGAGCUGCACUGUGGUCUUUCAGGCCAGUCUGAUCCUCCUCAAAGUGAGUGGAUUAUCUUUCUGGCCCAGGACUGGGAUGCUACUGAAGCAACAACAAGGCUGUGAUGGAGAAGACAAUGUGUGUGAGAAAAAUCUCAGAUCAAGGUGGGGGGGAGAGGCUGAGUUGCUUGGAAAAAUAAAAAUAACUUUAUAGCUGAACUCUAGUUGGGGUGAGAGGUGCUUUCACUGCAUGUGCUUGACUUGCCCCAGGCAUGCCAAUACUGCUGUGAUGAGCACAGGGCAAUGAACAACGAGCAAUGGCCAUGCUCCAGGCUCCAGCACUCACCUGAAAAUGCCCAUCACUGAUGUGGAACAGUUAUUUAUUCUGCCUUAAUUUAAAUGCUGGUAUAUUAAUUGAAUGUCACUUUCCACUUUUUUUUUUCUUUUUAAGCUGUUCUGUGCUGUUGCUGUGGGGAGGAGAGGGGGCUCAGAGCAACACGGGGAUAAACAAGGGGCUUUCUAAAAGUUGUGCGAUGCUCGUGGUGUGCGGAACCUUGUACUGGUACCACUGUGUGUUUUGUUUUUUUUUAUCAGGCUCUAUCUUGUAUAUGCUGAAGUCAUUGGAAAUAUGACGUGGUUUAUAUUAAAGUUGCAAACACUUA
Molecule: messenger RNA, 4963 nt
Organism: Motacilla alba alba
Lineage: Eukaryota; Metazoa; Chordata; Aves; Passeriformes; Motacillidae
Gene: SGK2
Product: serum/glucocorticoid regulated kinase 2
Exons: 14
Coding region: 2637-3731 (364 amino acids)
Biological process (GO): protein phosphorylation
Molecular function (GO): protein serine/threonine kinase activity; ATP binding
Source: RefSeq, a predicted model, not a curated record